Molecule: messenger RNA, 294 nt
Organism: Neurospora hispaniola
Lineage: Eukaryota; Fungi; Ascomycota; Sordariomycetes; Sordariales; Sordariaceae
Exons: 2
Coding region: 1-294 (97 amino acids)
Source: RefSeq, a predicted model, not a curated record
AUGGCCCUCCCAGAGGAAACGCUGAAACUAUCCCCGAUCGCAAGCGACCAGAGGAGCUCAGCGCCCUGCUUUUCUGAUGCCAAUUACAGACGCGAGGAUCACGCGCAGACCGUUGCCGGCAGAGCCAAACACCAGAAAAGCGAAACAUCAUGGGUGUGGGGGCCACCGCCUGCGACCCUGGUCCUAUCACGGCCUCACCCGUCGUUCUUACAGGUUCCGGGGCAUGUUGCCCCUGGAGGGAACAACGUUCACAGGGUGACAGGGACCAGCCAGACCGUCCCCCGGUUUUUGUGA